AUGCGCUGGCUGCUGCUGAUUCUGGCCGCCAAAGCCGAAUUGGAGUAUGAGUUGGUGGUGCCUGAGGCCACCAGGCCUGGUUCUCUUGUCCGGCGUGAGGAACUGGAUGAGGAGGCAUUGGAGGUGCUCAUGCUCUUGGAGACAGAUGCCGAGUGCAUUCAUACGGCAAAAAAUGAUUUACCCAAGUGGGCAGCGGCUGGAAAUCACAUCGUAGCGGCUUGUGCUUAUCCAGCCGCGUUUAGCUUCAAAGCCUUUGCUGCAGCAGCAGGCUUGCGAAAAGGUUGCCUUCCCAAAGGUGGAGAGUGCAACUUGGAGAAGACCUUGAACACCUUGCGGAGCUUGCUCGGUGAAUUCAAGGUGAAGAUGCAUGAACUUGCGCCGAGCAUGCGGCUGCCUUUGGAAAUAGCCAGCACGGUGCGACGCUUUGUGUUGGAAGAGACCGAAAUCAUCACAGCCGCCUUUCAGAAGCUUUGGAGUACCGAGGCUUUGCAAGUCUGGGUUGCCAAUCCUUUAGCACUGGCAGGAACUGCGUUGCGGACAGCAAGCUUCGCUGGGGAGCGGCGUCGCAUCCUGUGGUGGCGAAGCAAUAUGUUGCAGUCCGUGGUGGAUUUCGGUCUUGGUCACCUGGCAGAACUGGUUGCGCCACGCUCCGACUUCCUCCUAACUCGUCAGGGAGCGUUGGAGGAGCUACUGGGUGGUCCACCUGCUGCUGGCCUCACACUGGUAGAGGUGGGCGUUCAUCUCGCCCGGCUCGCCUUUGCAAUUCUGGGCACUCACCAUGGCCUUCGAUAUAUUGGUGUUGAUCCCUUCGCAUAUGGCGAAGAGACUUCACCAGAGUCUCGCCUGCGACAGUUGCGGGACCUGGGUCUAUCUCCCGAAGAGGAUGGUGGCUUCGGUGCCUACGAACUCAGUUCAGAGGUUCGACGAGCCGCCGAGUACAAGCUGAACCUCUUUGGCGACAGAGCCAAACUGCUCGCAAUGCCUUCUGUUGAGGCAGCUGCAAUGGUGCCUGACCAGUCCGUGGAUGGCGUUUUCAUUGAUGGAGAUCAUUCGUACCGCGAAGUGGUCAACGACAUUGAUGCCUGGGAGCCGAAGGUGAAGCAGGGAGGUUUCCUGAGUGGUCACGACUUUGGGAACCAUCCAGAUGUGGCACGUGCUGUACUAGAACGCGCGGCAGAGUUCAACCGGACGGUCCACCUGUCAAUGGAUUGGUUCUGGUACUACUAUCUUUGA
This is a messenger RNA of Cladocopium goreaui, 1233 nucleotides long. Lineage: Eukaryota; Dinophyceae; Suessiales; Symbiodiniaceae. The record is from the annotation of a GenBank genome assembly.